Patiria miniata (bat star) is the source of this 955-nucleotide messenger RNA. Its product is annotated as low affinity immunoglobulin epsilon Fc receptor-like. The record is from RefSeq and is a predicted model, not a curated record. NCBI's taxonomy places the organism in Eukaryota, Metazoa, Echinodermata, Asteroidea, Valvatida, Asterinidae. Bases 164 to 949 code for a protein of 261 amino acids. Gene Ontology annotation, molecular function: signaling receptor activity. The transcript has a single exon.
GGUGACUGGGAAUUGGUUUUUGCUGUGCUCUGCUCGCGACGUCAAAUUUUUGCUGUGACGAUCAUUCUCCACUCUGUGCGCACACGUUCUGGAUGAACAAGUGAUAUCUCUCAUAUCUACUGAAUUACUUUGAUCUGUUGCUUGUCAUAGAGCCAAACGAAUCAUGUAUUCGCUGAAAUGUUUUGCUGUUUUGGCCAUCACUUAUGCCAUCACAGUGUUAGGAUCUCACAUCUGCCCGUCUGAACCCGCUGUCAAAUGUUCCUGCCCACCUCAGUGGCAAUUGUGGCAGAACGGGUGUUAUCGCCUGACUCCUUCAGAACAUAAUUGGGAAGGCGCCAAGACAGCUUGCCAAGACAUGGGAGGCAAGAUGGCCGCUCCUCGCUCGUUCGAGGAAAUGAACUUCAUGACAAAAAUGGCACGAAAGGCGGACAGUAGCUACUACGCUUGGAUUUCUUGCAAAGACAGAGAAGUUGAAGGAACUUGGGAGUGUGAUGGUCAGGAAGGAGGCGAGCCCUUCUUGGUAUGGGAUGAUGGGCAACCAGAUAAUUGGGGAGACAAUCAAGAUUGUGUUCUCAUAUCAGCACAUCAUAAUGACAGGAUGGAUGAUGAUGGCUGUUGGGUUCGCCGGAGGGCUUUUUGUGUUCGCAAGGCUCACUGCACUCAUCUCCCAACCCAGCCCAGUCAAUACUGCCUCUCUACCGACACUCACGGCCGCAUUCUCAACUCAACCUGCCUCCUCGACCACAGCAUCCGGCAGUUUAUCACUCAGGGCGUGGCCGCCUGUGGCUCAGCCUGCGCCAAGGAGUCCGAAUGUCGAUCCUUCAACAUCAAGAAAACCGAAGACGGGAAGAAAAUAUGCCAGCUGAACAACAGCACAAGCUCCGAAGAUAAGGACAAGUUUCAGAAGACCGAUUACUUCUGUUUGUACUCAGAAGUGUGUUUUGGCUAACUACGU